AUGGUCGACUACGGCAAUGAUUCAAGCGACCCGAAUCCGAGGCGGUUCAAGUGGCAUUUGCGUAGCGUCUGGAAGCGCUCCCCAUCGCAGCAAGAUCGGACGGAUGCGACGAAACAGCCCACAUCCAGUGCCGGCCACGGUACCCUGCCCACGGCCCCUGCAUCGUUGGUCGCGCUUCAUCCGAAGAAGAAUCCCACCGCCCAGCAUCCAACCAAAAAGGUCCCCGGGGUGUCCCUCGAUGGGCUCUGGGCGGCGGCAUAUAAAGAGCUUGCUGAGGAUCCACAUAACGCCAAGCUCGUGACGGCCUACGAGAAAUGCCUGGCCCAGCAGGGCGCUACCUCGCGAGAUGUCUGCGAGACGGACAUCGUUCCUCGGCUGCGGUCGGUGAUCGAAAGCCGCCUUGAGGAGAUCGAGCACUCCCGGGUCAGGUUCACCCUGGCGGGGAGGGAGAUCGUCGUCAACCAACAGGUACGCAGGGUGGCCGACAAGAUCUUGUCGGUGAAGGAAUUCGUCACGACGGCCGUGAGCGCCGAGCCGCAUGCUGCCUUGGCCUGGGCCGGGGCGUUGGUGCUCUUGAAUCCGGUCACGAACUUUUUCGCCCAGGAUGCCAGGGCUAUGGACGGAUUCGAGUAUAUCGCGCUGAUCCUCGCUCGGUAUGGUGUCGUCCAGCGUGACUGGAGCGGCUUGUAUUCUGCGGCAAGGCAAUCCGAACAAUUGGGGGACGGUCGGGAGCUGGAAACGCUGGGGCUUUCGGUCAGGGAACAGAUGGUGAAGAUGUACAAGGCUAUUAUUCGCUACCAAAUCAGCCUUGCGCGGCACUAUGAGCAGCUUGGAUUGGUGCGGUUUCUAGAAGAUGUUGCAGCCCCCCAGGACUGGGCGGGGAUGCUCCAGGAGAUCAAGGACAUUGAGAUGUCCGUCACGCAGCAUCUCAGUAUAAUGAGUACGUCGACCUUGGCGCAGAUUGAUGGAACCUUGGAGAUGCUCCAAGGGAAGAUGGGGGCCUCAUAUGAGGUGAUGAAUGAGGUUCGAGAUAAUACACUGACUAAUAAAUACCUACAAUUCGUCCAAAUGCUCGCGCCCAGAAUUGCACCGCAAGCCAGAUUAGAUUCCUUUGAGAGUCAGUACAAGACCGAAUGCUUCGAGGGCACCCAGAUCGAGGUGCUCGAACAAAUCCAUGCCUGGGUUGUAUCGUCUGGGCCCGACCAUAUGUAUUGGCUCCGAGGAAUGGCCGGGACCGGCAAAUCCACCAUCGCACGAACCAUCGCGACUCAAUGCCGCCAUCGGAAAUUCCUCCCCGAGACAAUCUGUCUUGGAGGAACCUUCUUCUUCGACCAGAAUCAAGGCGAGCUAAGUACCGCUCCGUACCUGUUCCCUACACUCUGUACGGCAAUUGCGGAUUGUCUACCAGAGAUCCGAUCGGAAAUCUACGAAGUCAACAAAGACCAUUCGAACAUCUCGUACGAGUCGCUCAGCAAGCAGUGGACGAACCUGAUUCUCGCGCCCUUCUUGAGACUGGAGAAGCAGAACCGACUACCAGCAAUGACGCUGGUUGUGGUCAUAGAUGGACUCGAUGAGUGCAAGUCUGGCCGUGAUGGAGAUAACAUCGGCACCAUCUUGAACCUCAUCACCGAGGCUUCUCGACUGAGCUCCAUCCGGCUGAAAUUCCUUCUGACCAGCCGGCCAGAGAGUCACAUCCUUUCACGCUUUGAGGCUAUCUCUCGAUCGUCAACUUGCCUACAGAUCAGCGAACUCCACAAGAUAGAACCAUCUACAGGGAUCGAUGUUCCAGACGAUGACAUCACGAAGUUCCUGCGGACCAAGACUCGAGAGAUCACGAAAAGACACUUGGAGCUUAAACCCGACUGGCCUGGCGAGGAGAGGCUCGAUGAGCUUAAACGCAAAGUUGAUGGGUUGUGGAUCUAUGCCGCCACCGCCUGUUUGUUCAUCGGCGACGAGAAGAUCAAGUAUGCGGAUACUGUUGAGAAGCGGUUGAAUAACCUUUUGCGGGGAAGUGGUGGUGUGACGACUCCCCAAGGCACCCUCGACGAGUUGUACCUGAGGAUCUUGCAGAGCUCAGUCAUGCAGUCGGUUGUUCCAGAAGAAGUCGAGGGCAUUCGCUCCUUAUUUCAAAGCAUUGUCGGGACCAUCGUCGUCCUCCGCCAUCCCCUUUCCACCAAUGCACUCAGCGCCCUUUCUACGAUCCCAGUUCGUGAUAUUAAGACCCAGGUGAACCAACUUGGCUCAGUCAUAUCGAUGGGCAAAGACCAAGGCUCACCUAUCCGGCUUGCUCAUUUGUCCUUCAAAGAAUUCCUUGUCGACAGCACGAGGUGCACCGAUAAGAACUUCCAGAUCUCCAGAGAAGAGAGGCAUGCUGCUUUGUUGCAGAACUGCCUCGAUACGCUGGAGAGUACGUUGCAGCAGGAUAUCUGCGGCUUUGCGGACUACGCGAUUCUCCAAGAGAAUAUCCCGGCCGAACACGUCGCGAGGUGUCUGCCAGAUCAUGUCCAGUAUUCUUGUCUGUACUGGGUUGAGCAUCUGCAGUUGGCGAAUGAUCCUCUCAUUGACAAUGGACGGGUCCAUAGAUUUCUGAAAAAGCACACCUUGAACUGGCUUGAGGCCUUGAGUAUUCUGGGGCGGAUGUACGAGGGCACCCAUGCCGUGAUUAUGCUUUCCGAUCAUGCGAUGAGAUUGCAGGCUGAUGGGUCAUCUGCAAUGCGGGAGUUGGUUUUCGACAUAAGACGCUUUGUGCUCAAUUGCCGAUCAACCAUCGAGUACGCACCUCUGCAGAUCUACCAGUCUGCUCUGAUUUUCUGCCCCGAGCAAAGUCUUGUCAGAAGGCAAUACCAGAGUCUAAUUGACCAAUGGCUCAUUGGUGCGCCGAUAUCAGGGACAUCCUGGAGCCCUCUACUGCUCACUCUUGAAAAUCGAUCCAGAAGUUCACUUCACGUUUUCGAUGUUGCGCUGUCACCUGAUGGGAGCAUCAUCGCGUCUGACUCGGCGCUCUGGAAUACAGCUACGGGGGUUUUGCUCAAGGUACUAGAGCCCCUGGGAGGGCCAUGCAAGGUUGCAUUUUCUCUGGACGGGAACUCCGUGAUGUCUUUAUCUUGCCAGGGUCACGUACGAAUCUGGGAUGUCUUCUCGGGACGCCUGAUCAAGGAAGUGAGAAGUUCUCUGGAUGAUCAUUGGGGUCAAUAUCUCCAUUCCUUUUCCCCUGAUAAGGCCUACACUGUUUCCUGUGGGACAACGGUUGAAAUCCUGAACCUUGACAAGGGGGAGCUUGUGAAAGCAUUCAAACCACACCCCAGUGAGGUUGUAUAUAUGGUCUUCUCACCCAACAGCGAGCUUUUAGCAACUACUUCGACCGAAGGGCAGAUUCGAGUAUGGGAAGUUGCCACUGGUGAAAUGCGGCAUGAUCUGAGAACCGGGGAUGGGUUGCAAACAGCCGUGGAGUGUGCAGACUUCUGCCAGAAGAGCGAAAUGAUCGGGGCUGGAUCCGGUGGGACUAUUUCCAUCUGGAGCGUGGCCACCGGAGAAUUACUCCAACGAUUCGCCGCAGACCUAGAUGGUAUUCAGUGCGUCACCUUUUCGCCAGUCACGAAUCGGCUGGUUGUCACUGGCAGGUCUAAUACCAGCCCCACAGUUCAAGUCUGGAAUUGGUCUUCUGGUGAAGUCCUCCGAACAAUCCACACCGACUGCGCUGGCCUCGUUCGGUUCUCCUCGGACGGGAGGCUUUUCACGUUUGUGCCCAAGCCCAAGGGACCCAACAUGGCAUUGUAUCCCGGAAAGCCGGUCCAAGUGUGGGAUGCGACAACGGGACAAUUGGUCGCAUGUCUCGAAAACCAUACGUUGUCUCUGGGAUGUGCGGUCUUCGCCGAGAACAAGCCCCUGUUGGUCUCUGGGCAUGAGACCGUCCGCCUGUGGGAUCUUUCGUGUCAGCCGGUGGAGCAUGAUCAACAUGAACAGCCUGCCGGCCGAGCCGUCCACUGCACGUACCUGUCCCCUGAUCACAGGACGGCCGUGACGUUUGGGGAGAAGUUUUGUGUCUGGGACCUCCGGACCGCUACUCUGAGGCACCAGGCCGCCUACGAGCAUUCCGACCGGGUGUUCUUUUCGCCCGAUGGCAAGCUCUUCGUCAACUCUACCGUCGGCCAGGCCGCUGCUGUCCAGGACCUGCGCAGCGGAGAAGUCAUUCUUGCGCUGGGGGAGGAUUCCGGCCAACAUUAUGCAUUCAGCGCAAACGGCACCCUGCUGGCUGGAACCGUGGCCGAGGCUGGCGCGCGGGUGCACAUCUGGGGGCUGGAAUCCCAGCGCUUGUUGCACGCUCUCGACGUUCAUGGGACUGCUGAUCCCACGUCCCAGGCAGUCACAACCUGCGUGGCCCUCUCGCCCAGCGGACGAUUCCUGGCGGUUGCCAUCCGCCGCUACCGAUGCCGACGGAUCGUCGUGAGCUCCGACGACCAGGCUCUCCCCGAGCCGGAAGAAUACGUACCCGAAUCAUCUCAGCUGCAUAUUUCGAUCUGGGAGGUGAGCGCCGGAACGCGGCACCUGACCGUGCCGGUAUCGGACUGGCACGUAGACCGCCUGCGGGAAGAAGAUGAUGAUCACGAUGAGGCAAGCAGGGUGGAAGGUCCGUACGAACGAGACUGGGGAUCGGUGCAGUGGGAGAUGGAGCAAACGACCGCGUGUAAACAUCUCACGUGGUCGCCCGAUGGCACGAUCCUGGCGGCGCUCUACGAUCACGGCCAGAAGAUCUCGGCCUGGGAGUUCCCGGACGGGAACCAGCUGUAUUCUUCGAUUCCCGUGCCGGCGUGGACGGACACGCUCGUCUUCUCCCCCCGGUCGGGCGAGUUUGUGGCGUCGACUAUGGAGGAGGUGCAACUCUGGAACGCGCGCACCGGCCAACUGAUCGGUGCUCGCGAGGUGCCUGGAAGCCGGCACGCCUUGCGGUUCUCGUCGGACGGCGCAACGAUCCGCACCGAAGCCGGUCGCCUCGACGUGCGGUCGUUCUUCGUCCCGGAGCAGGAGCACUCGCGGAGGCGGGAUCUCCGGGUCGGUGAUUGGAUUGUUCGGGGGUCGCGGAAUGUGCUCUUUCUGCCACAUGACUAUCGAACUGAACGGGUCGUUGUGACCGAUCAUCUGGUGGUAUUGGGGCACCACUCCGGCCGGGUGAGCUUUCUCCGACUACCUGAUGCUUGCUAA
This is a messenger RNA of Aspergillus aculeatus ATCC 16872, 5199 nucleotides long. RefSeq lists its product as uncharacterized. Lineage: Eukaryota; Fungi; Ascomycota; Eurotiomycetes; Eurotiales; Aspergillaceae. The transcript is spliced from 3 exons. Gene Ontology annotation, molecular function: protein binding. The coding region runs from base 1 to 5199 and encodes 1732 amino acids. The record is from RefSeq and is a predicted model, not a curated record.